This is a messenger RNA of Pelobates cultripes (western spadefoot toad), 7992 nucleotides long. NCBI's taxonomy places the organism in Eukaryota, Metazoa, Chordata, Amphibia, Anura, Pelobatidae. The record is from the annotation of a GenBank genome assembly.
UACUGAAAAAUAUUUUUAUAAACUUUAAAUGUAUUCAACGUGUUGUAGGAAUGUAGAAAUAUUGUAAGUUAUUAUUCUAAGCAUAUCCAGACAUCGAGAGGCCCCUACCCAGAUAGAUUACUAUCAUAAUGUAAUUUAUACACAUACUGUAAUUUACACACAUAUGGUUUUAAGUCAAGAAUGAUGGAUGGAGACUUGUGGACCCUGUUGAUAAUAACCUUUGACCUAGCCUUGUAAGCCUGAAUUCCUGUGAAAGGUUCACAUUUCUAUAGGCAAUCAUUCAUUCAUUCAUUUAAUUAGAAGUCUCAAGAAGGUCUUUGUGUGUAACUUACCAAAACAUCAUAACGUAUGGCUUUAAUCAUAGAUAUCGAAUAAUACUAAGUUACCACCUAUUUUUUCUUAGAUAACCAAUUAUUGUAAAGCAGGCAAACCUUAUGUCAUUAUGUAUACGCCCCAUGUAAUUGAAUUUUAAAUGUAUAUAAUCCAUUGCAGCUAGAAUACCAAUACCAAUAGAAUACCAAUACCUUUUAACAUCAAGCUUGGAUAAGAUCUAGAAGUGAAUAUACAUUGUCUAUUGGUCCAUAUGAUUUUAAACCAGACUUUUGUUGUUACCGGAUGAUGUGUAUAUUGUAAUAAAUAUACGGUUUUAACUGCAAGACACUCUGAUUCGAUUUGUUCAGAAAACUGGAAAACAAAUAUCUCACGGAAUGCAAAUUUCCUACAUUUAAUGGUGGAGAAUGCGGGCAUCUUGGAUUUAAGUCAGAAGGCAACUUUGAGUUAAGUCUGAAUUAUUACUGACUUAAUAUUUAAGUGUUCUGCUACAAACUACAAGAAGACAAGAAGAUAAGAAAAUCGCUGAAGAAAAGUUCAAAGUGUUCUCUGAAGAAAAGCUGUAGUACCCGGCUUGAAACAGGAGAAAAACAAGAGACUAAUUGACACAGCAGGAGUGCAUCCCAAAGAUUCUUUGUUUAAACAUCCCAGGUCUGAUGCGAAGACGGAGGUGAGGCAGGGUGAGAAAGUCGUUCGAACGCGGCAGAUGUUUAUGUUCAGUACUGAAGCAAGAAUUUGAAGAUAAAUAAUUGAGAUGGACAAUCCGGGUCCUUUUUAUCCACACUUUAUCAAGUAAUUUGUGACGACUUGCAGAUCGAAGAUUGCAUUUCGGAGGAUUCUCAAGAAUAACUACAUAUUCCAGAAAGUAUUCUUCUAUCAGAAAGUGGCCAUAUCUGUGGAACCAGAGUACUUAAUGGGUAUGUGUCUUGUUUUAAAUCAUAUGUAAAAAGUGCUCUCAUAUAUAUAUUGUUUGUUAAACAAAGUGUUUCAACUGUUUAAGUUAAUUAUGGAGUGGCUGCAAAGGAUUGCUGCCAGAUCUAAUAGAGAUCUUUCUGUAAAAGGUGUUAAUCCUGAAAGUAUAUGGGAUGACUGUUUAUUGAAAUUAAUAGACGGAUUAAGUGAGAUAGAGCACAACAAUGUAUUUAAAAAGGAAAGUCAAAAAGUUGCAUUACUGGCAAAGAGCUUUUUGGAAACUAAUGAUGCAAUGAAUGAAUGGUGUCAACUUAAAAAGACCAGUAAUUGUUAUGUAUGUAGUACAACAAAACAAAAAAGGGAUGUUUUGUUAAAACAACUGAAAAAUGUAUGUGUUGUCACAAGGACUAGUUAUUUCCCUAGCCCCCCCAGCAAAACUGUGAAAUCUCCACAAAAGCUGUUAACAGAAGGGAGAUUGCCCCCAAGGCUCUCUUUUGAUAGUGACUUGGAAUCCACGUUAACUGAAACAAAAACUCAAAUAGAAAAUUCUCGGCAAUUGUUGAAAAGUUUUAGUAGGGAUCAAGAAAAUGAAGAUAUUAAUAUAAUGAAAGAAAUGCUUAGAAAUCAGACUGAUUUGUUAGAUAGAACCCAUAAAACCCUGUCUCAUAUGUCUAAAGAAUUAGACAUAAAUGUUACUAAUUUUGACAAUUUGCAGAGACAGAUUACUAAUCUGGGUAGUGCUACAGAUAUUUUGUGGAAAGCUACAAAUCAGAAAGAUUUGGAUUUUACUUUGAAAGAGGAAAGUGAAAAUGAAAUAGCUCAAAGGUUAAGUUGUGAAAACGGGCAGGCGAGAAGUGAAAUAGAAAAUAAAUUGGGAAACGUACAAGGAAAGGGUCAGUUGGAUAUUCUCAAAUUAGCUAAAUUGAUUAAGGAUUUGCCUAAAUAUGAUGAAAAAAGAGGACCUUUUUACAAUAUGAGUGUUUUUGAAGGUGAAAUGAAUAAAAGACAAUUUGAUGAUGUGGUAGCCACAAGAGGUCUUUUGAUCUGGCUGCCAACUUCAUUAAGUGAAUGGGUUAAAGUUAAACUCAUUGAUGUGUUGGAAGGGAAGUCAAGUGAAAAGCCCAGAGUUGAGUUGGAGGAAUUGUUUCCAAAUAAUACACAGAGAUUGCUAAUGGUGGUACAGUGUGCAACUGGUGUGGAGAAUUUUCAAUUUUCUACUCUUGAUUCAUUUAAAAUGGAGAAAAAUGAUGAUAUACGUGUUUGUGCUAAUUUGUGGAAUAAGGCAUGGAAUUUGAUUACUGAUACAGAACCAUCUGCUAUGUCUAAAGAACAACAUAAGCAGAGUGUUACUGAAUUUGUCUCUAGAAUAGCAGGGUUGCCAAAUGAGAUAAAAUUAAGAGCUUUUGAUUCACCCACAGUUGAUUUUGCUGCUACAGAAAUAAUGAAAUCUUUGCAAUUGUUGCAAAAGAAAAACACAGAAACAGCUAAGAUUUUUGCUUUCACAGACACAAUUUUCUCUAGGGAUACUUCAGCAGGUCUGGCCCCUAUUAACUAUGUGUCUCGUGAAGAAGGUAGAGGAAGAUAUGAAAAUAAUAAUAGAAAUGGUAAUUUUAGAGGGAGGUCUAUGAAUAAACCACAAAAUUACCAGGGUACUAGAAAUUAUUCGGCCCCAUCCCAAGAUAGAUAUUAUAGGGUUAGUCAGAAUAGUCCUAUGAUAUGCUAUAAAUGCAACCAAGAAGGUCAUGUUAGGAGAUAUUGUCCCAAAAAUGAAGAAAAAUCUUACACAGUGAAAGGGAAAGAAAAUGGCAUUGUGCCAGGCUAUAAGAAUCUACAGAGAGUGGCAGCUGUAGAAACCGAAAAUACAUCUUCAAACCCCCCUCAAAUAUCAAAUCCAUAUGAAGAGUGUAGACGGAUGUUAAAUGCCAUUGAAAUGAAGGUGGAAGCAGUCACAAGUCCACAAGUGAAUUCUGCUUACCACACUAAUAAAUAGGGAUGUGUAACCCCUAGUUGUUCUCUGGUCUAUCUCACUGAUAUUACUCUGGGUGAAGAUGGAAGGCCAUAUAUUUAUGGAACACUAGAGGGGAAUAUAACAGAGUUUUUAGUAGACACAGGAGCUGCAGUGUCUUUAACCAACAAAAGCUUGCCUUUAAAAAUUGAAGCACCAACAAUUUCCCUUCUAAGUUUUAAAGGAGCACAUGCCCAUGCAACUCUAUCCACUGAUAAUUACAUCAAAUUUGAAGGAGGUAAAAUAAAUUGUGACUUAUGGGUCGACCUCUCAUCCCACUGUACUAUUUUGGGGAUGGAUGUUAUCAAUGGAAAAAGUUGUAUGUGGAUUUAUUGAAUUUGGUUUUGUGGCAAGCUCCAGGUGAGAGCAAAUCAGGUGGAGUGGUUAGACCUAAUGAUUUAGGAUGGUAUAGUCAUGUCAUGUCUGUAAAACAGGGUGAAGUGUCACCUUCUAUACAACAAGAUGAUGAUUUUGUAACCUAUCUUAAAGAAAAAUACCCCACAGUAUGGUCUAAAUCUAAACAAGAUUGUGGGAGAAUGAAUUUACAAGUUGUCAUUGAAGGACCAGACCCUCCUGCAGUAAAACAAUAUAAAAUUCCAAAAGAAUCAGAAGAAGGUGUGAGUCAAGUGAUAGAGGCAUUGGUAUCUCAAGGAGUGCUGAGAGUGGGUAAUUCCAAAUGUAAUUCCCCUAUUUGGCCAAUAAUCAAGCCAGAUGGCUCUUAUUGUUUAAUUGUGGACAUGCGAGUGGUGAAUAAGUAUACCCAACCAGCAGCCCAUAUAGUGGCCUCCUCACCAGAUAUCAUGGCACAAGUAGACGGCAAUGCUAAGUAUUUUUCUGUUCUGGAUAUAGCCAAUGGGUUUUUCUCAAUACCAGUACACCCAGAUAGUCAGUAUCGUUUUGCGUUUACCUUUAAAAAUCAUCAAUAUCUGUUCCAGGUGCUGCCACAGGGCUUCCACUCCUCGCCAGCUUAUUUUCAUAAAGCACUGGCUCAAGUAUUGGAACCCCUGGGGUAUGGGAGCAAGAUUUUGCAAUAUGUUGAUGAUCUGUUGGUUCAAACAGUAACAAGGGAAGAGCAUGAGCAGAUACUGUGUGACGUUUGUCAAGCACUGGCAGAUAAUGGGUUAAAACUGAACACUUUCAAAGUUGCUGCAGAACAUGCUGAAUGGUUAAAAGUAUUACAAGAACAGCUGCAGUCAGUUUUGAAGUUUGCUGCUUUGAAUAUGGCCCCUUCUGGUAAACAAUGGGUUAAAGAUGUAACUCAGGGGAAUUAUGCAGAUAAGUUUAAACCAGGAUACAAAGUGAUGGUAAAAUCAUUUAGAACACCAGGUCCCUGGCAGGCAGGUUGGGAAGGACCUUAUAUUAUUCUAAAGAAAUUAGGACAAACUGUCUUACAGGUUCAAAGAGCAAAAGUUGGUAGGAAAUGUAAUAAAGCAAUUCUUGUGCAUAUUGAUCAAUGUAAACUCACUAAUGUAUAAGAAUAGUAAACUGCCAUCUGUUUUUCAUUACAGAAUCAAUAAUGUUUGUUCAUGGACAAAGACUGUUUAAUUUUAAAAAGGACAAAUUGUUUGGACUAUCAAAAGACACUAUGGACAAAAAGACUGUUCUCAUGAAUGCGAUUGGAGAGGACAUUACUUCAUGGACUAAAUCAAACCGAUUGGGGUUUCUUGAUAAUGUAACCUUUAUAAAAUUGCAUAGCAUCAUACUGUUUUUAAUCAUGAUGAUGUUAGGUACAAUCAAUGCCCAAGGUACAGGUACUCCAGAUUGUGAUAUUAGAGAUACUUUUUCUAAAUGUACAGCAUUCCCCUAUGAGUGUAAAGUGAGAUAUUGUAAGACUCCUGAUGUUGAUUAUUGUGGAUGCAUUAAUGUAGACACAUCUGAGGAUGCAAUAUCCGGUGCGCUCAUAUUCCAUGAUAACCAAGAACCAUGUAUGACAUAUCUAUCAGUUGACGGACGAAUUGAUUUAAUCAUUAAUAUUACCAAGGAUCGGACAUAUAUAAUGCAAAAUAAUACUGAGAGUAGGUGUGUGGUACCUACUGGUAUAGACAACACCCUUACCCUUACUAUGUUUAAUGUGAGAAGUGUUAACGAUGAUGGGUUAAUUUGCUACAUGUACUUAAUAGAUACACUUGUUAAUCCAUACACAAAUACUAAAGUAAAAGUACUCGAACAAACACAAGACAGCUCAUUUACCUAUCAAAACCCAGCUAAAUGUGCAGGCCAAGUCACUAUGUGGCCUUGGCAUCCAAAAUCAAGAAAACCUUCAUGGUUAUGGACACCUAUUUUUGUUAUGAGAAAUAUAAUAAAUAGGAAUGGAAACACUGUUUCUCUUUCAUAUGCAUUCACAAUCACGACAUUUCAUGAUAAUUGGACUCCAGAACAAAGAAUAACAGAUGAUUGUAAUCUUGUAGAAGAGGAAGGAAAAGAUCCCAUUAGAAUAUACAAAGAUGAUGAUCACAAAGUCUUAUUUGGGGCUUCAUUUAGUAUAUACACAUAUUCAUUGAACAUGUCAGAAUGGGACAUUACACGUACAUUCCCACAAUGUCAGGAAUAUACAGUAGGAAUACAACAAGAUUUCUAUUAUUGGUUAAAACAAGACACCACUUUCUCAAGACCAGUGAAUACACGAAGAAAACGUGAGUGGUAUAACACAGUAUUAGGUGGUUUAGGUGUAGGAGCAAGUAUGAUAAAUGGAGUAAAUAUAGAAUCAUUAGCAGCUAGAAUGAGUACACUAGCAGCUGCAGGUAGCAAAUCACAGGAUGCUUCAUUGUUAUUAUCUAAGAUACAAAUGCAAACAGUUAUCAACAACUACAGAACAGACAUUUCCAUUAUUAAGAAUCUCAUUAAUAAAAAGUAUAAUAUCAGUGUAGGAAUGGAAAAGAUUGCAAGUGAUACCUCUUUAGCCUUAGGAUGUAUAGCUUUACAAAUGGACAUCAAUACUAAUGCAAAAAUAUUCCUGCAAGCUCUUUUUAACCAUCAAUGGCCUUAUGAAGUCCCUCUUGAAGUGCCUAAAAUAAGUUUCUACUACAGAGCUUUUUGGCAUACACAAUGGUUAGGAUGUCUGGAAGACACAAUAGAAAAUUGUGCUUUUGCUAUUUUUCUCCCUACUAGAGGAGUUAAUUACAACAGAUUCAAGUAUAUUGAUUUGGGUAAAAUAGUGAAUUCUAAAUGGAUAAAAAUGGAUAAUAAGCAAAAUGAUAAAAUCCUAGUGGGAGUAAAAACUGUAGAAUACAUGCUGAAUACAGAAAAUUGUUUGUUAAACGAUGGUGAUUAUGUCUGCCCUUAUGGUGUUAAUGUUCUAGAAGAGGUAUCAUGGUGCUGGGAGAAUAAUGACACAUGUCAAAUGAAAUUAAAUAAAAUACCAAUUCAACCAGCAUGGACAUACAAUAAAGGCAUGAUAUGUUGGCAUCAAAUAGAAGGAAAAACAGAAAUACAUGAGAAAAAUUGUUCUGAGACAGUAAGCUUAGCACCAGGUAGUUAUUGUACAAAGAGACCUGCUUUGUCAGUAACCACCAAGGAUAUAAGGGGUAAAUAUUAUGAUAUAAUACCACCCAUACUAAAAAGGACUGAUUCAAUUAUGAAAUAUGAUCAACGUACUUUAUAUAAUGUAAACAUAGGUUACGGAGUUGAUUUCUAUAAGCAGUUAAAGAACAAUGAAGAGUUAUUACAAGUUAUUGAUAAAGCUGCGACUGGAGUACAUAACACUUUAGUACAAAUACAUACAGUGCAAGGUAUGAUUAAAAGCAUUAAACAUGAUUAUAUCGAAGAAACCACAUCCUGGUGGCAACGGUGGUUUGGUGGACAAAAGACAGGAUUAGUUAUGGGUAUGACACACUUCAUAACUCAUCCUUUGGUAAUUUUGAUAAUUAUUAUCAUGGUUUUAUUCUUCUUUAGUUGGUAUAUGUUUAAAAGAAUCAAUCGUUUACGGUCUCAACUGAUGGAUGUGGAAUACAGAUGUAAAUUCCUGACCACAAAAUUAAAGUUUUACAAGGAAAUGGAAUAAAUUAUGAUGCAUUAUAUUUACAUAAAAAGCAUCAAAGGGGAACUUGAAAAAUAUUUUUAUAAACUUUAAAUGUAUUCAACGUGUUGUAGGAAUGUAGAAAUAUUGUAAGUUAUUAUUCUAAGCAUAUCCAGACAUCGAGAGGCCCCUACCCAGAUAGAUUACUAUCAUAAUGUAAUUUAUACACAUACUGUAAUUUACACACAUAUGGUUUUAAGUCAAGAAUGAUGGAUGGAGACUUGUGGACCCUGUUGAUAAUAACCUUUGACCUAGCCUUGUAAGCCUGAAUUCCUGUGAAAGGUUCACAUUUCUAUAGGCAAUCAUUCAUUCAUUCAUUUAAUUAGAAGUCUCAAGAAGGUCUUUGUGUGUAACUUACCAAAACAUCAUAACGUAUGGCUUUAAUCAUAGAUAUCGAAUAAUACUAAGUUACCACCUAUUUUUUCUUAGAUAACCAAUUAUUGUAAAGCAGGCAAACCUUAUGUCAUUAUGUAUACGCCCCAUGUAAUUGAAUUUUAAAUGUAUAUAAUCCAUUGCAGCUAGAAUACCAAUACCAAUAGAAUACCAAUACCUUUUAACAUCAAGCUUGGAUAAGAUCUAGAAGUGAAUAUACAUUGUCUAUUGGUCCAUAUGAUUUUAAACCAGACUUUUGUUGUUACCGGAUGAUGUGUAUAUUGUAAUAAAUAUACGGUUUUAACUGCAAGACACUCUGAUUCGAUUUGUUCAGAAAACUGGAAAACAAAUAUCUCAC